AGCUACGCGCGUUCGUGAGGCGUGGUGGAAGAACGCACCCAUUACAGACGAGCACUGAGUUGGCAGUGACAGCUCACGGGGACGCAUUCUACAUCCCGUUUCUCGUGUUUUUUUGGCCCACCGUUUCUUAAGCUUCUCAGGUAGACCAAAGGCAAGCCGAGCAACAUGAAUCCGUCGUGUAGCAGAUGUAACAAGGUUGUGUACCCUACGGAAAAAGUCAACUGUUUGGACAAGUAUUGGCACAAAGGAUGUUUCAGCUGCGAGGUAUGCAAAAUGACUCUGAAUAUGAAGAACUACAAAGGCUUUGACAAGAAACCCUACUGCAGCCAACACUACCCUAAAACAUCCUUCACCAUUGUGGCUGACACACCAGAAAACCUUCGACUCAAACAGCAGAGCAAGAUGCAGAGUCAAGUGCUGUACAAAGAGGAGUUUGAGAAGAACAAAGGGAAAGGAUUCUGCGUGGUGUCUGACACACCAGAACUGCAGAGGGUCAAGAAAACGCAAGAUCAGAUAAGCAACAUAAAAUAUCAUGAGGAUUAUGAAAAAGGUCGAAUGGGAGGAGAGAGCUCACCCACUGAAGCCUACCCUAAUCAAAGCUAUCAACAGCAGCAACCUCAGACUCCGAGCUACAACUUUGAUCCACCGCCUGCGCGUUCUGCAGCUGCUGCUCCUCCUCUGCCCUCUGGUGGUGGGAAGCGCUAUAGAGCAGUUUACGAUUACGCCGCUGCAGAUGAGGAUGAGGUCUCGUUUGCAGAUGGUGACUUGAUAGUGGACGUGCAGCAGAUUGAUGAAGGGUGGAUGUUUGGUCGUGUGGAGCGCACGGGACAGCAGGGAAUGCUUCCGGCCAAUUACGUUGAAGCAAUCUGAGGCAAAGAAUGGGUGGGGUCCUUGGACAUAGAGAAUGAAAGGUAUAUCGGAGGGGCAGAUAUAUGAAUGAGCACGACAUUUAUAGUUACGUCAUUUUUUUCUUAUUUUCCACCUUGUAUAUGUCAUUUUAAGUUUAUCCUGACCUGAAACAAGACAGAAGAACUAAACCAAACAUCUAGGCUUUAGUUAGACUGACAAGGCUAAUAAGCUUAGGACAAAUCAGCAAGCGUGAUUUUAAUUUUUUUUUUAAUUUGGCUUUUUGUUUUUACUUUUAGCUUUCAUUUUUAAGCUCUCCCUGCAAUGCUGCAUAGUUUUACGUGGUGAAGUCGUGCAUUGCUUUAAUGCCGUAUUAAAAGUCAGCAGUCCGUUCUCUGUCUUUGAUUUUUAAACCGCCAUGAAGUGGGUCAAACUUACCUUGGCCCUAUUUGAAGAUAAAUGAGCGAUGCCAAACAGUAUGUUAGGGUUGUACAAUCUGCUGGGAAAUUUGUAACAUUACAUGAAAAUAUUAUAAAAUAGCCAUAUGAAUGGACAACCUUCAUCAUGUUAUGUCUUAAACAGUAUAAAGUCUUAAACGGUGAUCUUUUUACCGCAAACAACUCCCUCUGCCUUUAUUAUGCACUUGGAGGGAAUUACCAAAAAAAAUUGCAUUUAUAUGAAAAUAUUGUUGUUUUCUCGGUACAGUAAAACACUGAAAGAGAUGAACCACAGAAUAAUGAGGUUUUAAAAAAAGAGUUAUAAAAAACUGUAUAGUACAAUCAACAUUUUUUUAUCAUUCCAUUGUUAUUUUGUAACAAAUCAUUCCAACCCAUUAUAUUGAAUAAUAAAGUGAUGAUUAAAUCAAUGAAAGGGGAAGUGUAUUAUUUUAUUACAUAAAAUUGAGUAUGAAUUGUAUUUUACCUCAAAUAAACAAGUUUAUUUCAUUGUGACAAUUGCUUUUGUAAUACAUGCAAAUAAUAAAAUGAUUAUCAAACA
Molecule: messenger RNA, 1842 nt
Organism: Paramisgurnus dabryanus
Lineage: Eukaryota; Metazoa; Chordata; Actinopteri; Cypriniformes; Cobitidae
Product: LIM and SH3 domain protein 1-like
Cellular component (GO): focal adhesion
Molecular function (GO): actin filament binding
Source: RefSeq, a predicted model, not a curated record